Balearica regulorum gibbericeps (East African grey crowned-crane) is the source of this 1727-nucleotide messenger RNA. The record is from RefSeq and is a predicted model, not a curated record. Lineage: Eukaryota; Metazoa; Chordata; Aves; Gruiformes; Gruidae.
GUGUCAGCUCUCAGGAUGUUACAAAGACUACUACUGCAAUCCCAGGAGAAAAAGGACAGAUCAUCACGACUACAAACAUCAGCAAGAUGCAAGUGAUCAGCACUACAAGCAGUACAAGAAACCCACCAUUCACCUCUACGGUGUCACCUACCACAGCUCAAAAGACCACCCCUACACACAAGCUGGGAAGUCCACCAGUCUCCUCUGUUCAAGAGACCACCUCUACAAGCAACCAAGGAAACCCGCCAUCCACCUCUGCGACAUCAACUACUGCAGUUAAAGGGCUCACCCCCACAAACAACACGGGAAACCCACCACCCACCCUCGCAACAUUGCCCCACCUGCCUCAACAGGCCAGCUUUUCAAACAGCUCCAGAGCCUCAACAGCCACCCCUACUACAACCUCCAGCGUGACCCAGAAGAUCAGCCCUCCAGCUAGCGUGGGAAGCUCAGCAGCCACCACUGCUGCAAAUCCUGUCCUCACUCAUAUGAGCAGCCCUCCAACCACCCCAAGAAGUUUAGGGACUACUGUCGCAUCCCCUCCCAGGGUGGAACCUCAGGCAAGCCAGCCGUCGGACCAGUUGACCAGCACCACUGCAAGCACCAGAGCCCCAACGAGCAGCCAUCCCCCUGGGCUGAAGGACUAUGGUGUCUCUUCUCCCACAUCUGUUGCCAAGAAGCCUCACUCUUCUCCCAGUUCUCCAGUCCAUGGACUGGCCUCUUCCACCAAACCUGGAACCAUCAACACUUCUGUUACCCCUUUGAAUGGAUCCAUCUCCCUCACCACUAGUAAAACAUCUCUGUCUUUAUCAUCUGGCAGCAUCAACAAGGUCUCAGAGGCAGCCGCCACGCCGACUGUUGGAGCAGACCAAAGAAGCCGUGACGGCAGAACUGCAUCAACCAAACCUGCAAGUGCUGACCAGAGCCCUGCCCAUGCACAGCCAUCAGCCCCAGCCCCGUGGGACCAGACGGCGAGCAGCAGUCCUGGCCACCAGCACCCUAACGUUUCUUUCCCAAAUAAGGUCAUCUGUAAAGACCAGGUGCAAAAUAAUUGGCCCACCAUAUAUCUGAAAGAAGCUAAAACCUGUGCCGAGUGGAAGACCACCAGCGACAACAUCUCCUUCUUCGAGAGCUUCUGCUCAACGGGCCAGCACGCUUUCAACGCCAGCAGGGAAACGUGCACAGUGACACUGGCCUCCCAUGAGCCCCGCUCCCAGCGCUGGGCCGUGUGGGCGGUUGUGCACCUCCCUUUAGACCCUGAAAAAGUCCUCGAGGAGCUGAAGGAGAAGAAGGACAAGUUAGAGAAGCUUGGCAUCACCAACAUCACCUAUGACAAAAUGGAGAGGGAGAUGGUAAUCAACGAUGAGUUCAGCACACCCCUGAUCAUCACCAUCGUCACUCUGGCUGGCUCCCUGCUGCUGAUCGCAGCCAUCUACGGCUGUUGCCACCAGCGCUUCUCCCAAAAGAAGGACCAGCACAUCCACCCUGAUCUCCCCGGGUUUGAUGAUGGACAUGUGGCCCUGAUCUUUAAUCAGCGCCUGACUGAGGAGCUGCAGACAAUGGAGAACGGCUACCAUGAUAACCCCACGCUGGAAGUGAUGGAGACCUCCUCUGAAAUGCAGGAGAAGAAGGUGAACCUCAAUGGCGAGCUGGGGGACAGCUGGAUUGUUCCUCUUGACACCCUCAUGAAGGAGGACCUGGAGGAAGAGGAGGACACGCAUUUAUAG